Xenopus tropicalis (tropical clawed frog) is the source of this 5229-nucleotide messenger RNA. RefSeq names its product zinc finger, MYND-type containing 8 (gene zmynd8). Bases 349 to 4167 code for a protein of 1272 amino acids. NCBI's taxonomy places the organism in Eukaryota, Metazoa, Chordata, Amphibia, Anura, Pipidae. The record is from RefSeq and is a predicted model, not a curated record. Gene Ontology annotation, molecular function: histone H3 reader activity; zinc ion binding. Gene Ontology annotation, cellular component: nucleus; chromosome. The transcript is spliced from 25 exons. Gene Ontology annotation, biological process: regulation of DNA-templated transcription; negative regulation of DNA-templated transcription; chromatin organization.
UGACACCCUGAGCAUUAGUCAUGAGAUUGCUGUGCCUUUUGUGAACUGAUUUUUAUUUACCCUUCUGCUGGUUUCUUACCCAGGGUGCAAGAGGAGCCCAGUCACGCUUCCAGCAAAGUCUCCUGAAGGAUGCCUUUUGCUUUCCAGAGCUGCACAAAGAUAAUCACUCAGGAAGUGUUUCAGCCAAUGGCCUAAAGCGUGACACUAGGAUUUGUGCGAGCACCCAAUCCUGCCCCGGCUUCUAUGAAGGAGACAGAUCAUCAAGCUGAAGUGCCAAACCCUUUUCUGUCUGAGUACAGAGACUCUGUCCUCCAUGUUUUAUAAGUAUUGACAUAACACUGUGUUACAAUGCAUCCACAGAGUCUUUCACAAAAGCCUCCUGGUUCUCCAAGGAAGAGCACUCUCCCUGCAUUAUUGUCACAUGCUGCUGGGGAGAACAUGGAGUCUGGCAAAGCACAAACAUUAAUCAGCCCCCAAGGAAGCCAAACGCAGGAGGCUGGCAACUUUAGCAUCAGUUUGGCGGAUGAGGAGAUAAAAACAGAACAGGAGGUAGUAGAGGGGAUGGAUGUCACAACACGAUCCAAAGGUCCAGCUGUGGCAUUUCCAGAAGGCCUACCGCAAGAUCAUGGAGACAGUCAGCAAUCAAAUCCUGGCUCCACAGAACGACCCGGCCAAAAGCGGAGGUUUCCCAGCCCCCAGCAUUCAUCCAAUGGCCAUUCCCCUCAAGAUUCCUCCACAAGCCCGAGCAAAAAGAAAAAGAAACCUGGCGUAAUCAACAGUAAUAAUAAAGAACAGUCAGAGCUAAGGCAUGGUCCGUUUUACUAUAUGAAGCAGCCACUCACCACAGACCCUGUUGAUGUUAUACCGCAGGAUGGCCGAAACGAUUUCUACUGCUGGGUUUGUCAUCGGGAAGGUCAAGUUCUGUGCUGUGAGCUCUGCCCAAGAGUUUACCAUGCUAAGUGUCUGAAACUGACCGCUGAACCUGAGGGCGAUUGGUUUUGCCCUGAGUGCGAGAAAAUCACAGUUGCAGAAUGCAUAGAGACACAGAGCAAAGCAAUGACAAUGCUGACCAUUGAACAGCUGUCUUAUCUGCUUAAAUUUGCACUACAGAAGAUGAAGCAGCCGGGGACAGAGCCAUUCCAGAAGCCGGUAUCUUUAGAGCAACACCCUGAUUAUGCAGAAUAUAUAUUUAAUCCUAUGGAUCUAAGUACCUUAGAAAAGAAUGUAAAAAAGAAAAUGUACGGUUGCACAGAAGCCUUUUUGGCUGAAGCCAAAUGGAUUUUACACAACUGCAUUAUUUACAAUGGUGGCAAUCACAAGCUGACACAAACGGCAAAAGUCAUAAUCAAGAUUUGUGAGCAUGAGAUGAAUGAAAUUGAAGUCUGUCCUGAAUGUUAUUUAGCUGCUUGCCAAAAAAGAGAGAAUUGGUUUUGUGAACCCUGUAGCAAUCCACACCCAUUGGUCUGGGCAAAAUUAAAAGGAUUUCCCUUCUGGCCUGCAAAAGCACUUAGAGAUAAGGAUGGACAGGUUGAUGCACGAUUCUUCGGCCAGCAUGACAGGGCCUGGGUACCAAUGAAUAACUGCUACCUCAUGUCUAAAGAGAUCCCCUUCUCUGUAAAGAAAACAAAAAGCAUUUUCAACAGUGCUAUGCAGGAGAUGGAGGUCUAUGUGGAGAACAUCCGCAAGAGGUUUGGGGUUUUUAAUUACGCCCCUUUUCGGACACCUUACACGCCUAACAACCAAUACCAAAUGCUGCUGGAUACUGGGAACCCAAGUGCUGGAACGGCCAAGACAGAGAAACAGGAGAAAAUCAAACUGAACUUUGACAUGACAGCCUCGCCAAAAAUUCUGAUGAGCAAACCCAUGCUGAAUAGUAGUGGCGGGCGGCGGAUUUCUUUAACGGAUAUGCCACGCUCACCGAUGAGCACAAACUCUUCUGUUCACACUGGAUCUGAUGUGGAACAGGAGGCGGACAAGAAAGUAGCAUCAAGUCACUUUAGUGCAAGUGAGGAAUCCAUGGACUUUACAGAUAAGAGCACAGCUUCUCCUAAAUCAACAAAAGUAGGACAUGGGGGUAAUAUAGCAGACAGCCCCAAACCUUUCUCUCCUCAAUCAUCAACACCUGUAUCCUCCAAGCAAGAGCGAUCGGCCACCACCGGCAGCAUCCUUAAUCUCAAUCUUGACCGCAGCAAGGCAGAAAUGGAUUUACAAGAGCUCAGUGAAUCGGUAUUACAGUCUACGCCCACCCCACUUAUAUCCCCUAAGAGACAGAUCCGGAGUAGAUUUCAGCUUAAUCUUGACAAAACCAUAGAGAGCUGCAAAGCCCAAUUAGGGAUCAACGAAAUCCCUGAGGAUGCCUACACAGCUGUGGAACACAGCGACUCCGAGGAAUCAGAGAAAACAGACAGCAGCGACAGCGAAUACGUGAGCGAUGAGGAGCACAAGACCAAGAACGAACAAGAAGACGUCGAGGACAAGGAAAGUGUUAAAGCUGAAAAAGAAUCCUCCUCUUCUUCAUCGGUAUCUUCUUUAAAGAAGAAAGCCAAGACACCUGCAUCCGCUGAUACCAAGGAUAAUGCAAAAAGCACUUCCACGGCAACGGAGAAAGCAGACACCCCCUCCAAAGAUAAAUCUGGUCCAGAGGCACCGAAGGAGGUAACAGAAAGGACCAAAAGUGCCCCUCAUUCUGCCAAGGAAAAGCUAAAAGGGAAAGAUGAAACAGACUCUCCAACAGUCCGUCUGGGUUUGGACUCUGAUUCUGAAAGUGAACUGGUAAUAGACUUGGGAGAGGAUCAGUCCGGCCGAGAAGGCCGCAAACACAAGAAAGAAACAAAGGAAACACCUGCCAAGCAACAAGAAAGUAAAUCCCCUGCUGUGUCAAACUCCAACAGCCAGUCCCAGCCGGAGACCCCCAUCUUGACCCGGUCAGCAACCCAGGCAAUUCCUGCAGUAGGUGUCACUGUGACCACCAGUGCCCUGGCUGCGGUACCUGUAGCAGCUGCUGCCACGGGCAGCCCCGUCAAGAAGCAAAGGCCGCUGCUGCCUAAGGAAACAGUCCCUACUGUGCAGAGGGUGGUGUGGAAUUCUUCCAGUAAAUUUCAGACCUCGUCCCAGAAAUGGCAUAUGCAAAAAGUACAGAGGCAACAGCAGCAGCAGCAACCGGCGACAGCAGCAGCAGCAGCAGCAGCAGCAGCAGUUCCACAGUCUCCCACCGGAACCAGAUACCAAACCCGACAGGCUGUGAAAGCUGUGCAACAGAAAGAUGUAACCCCGGCCACUACAACCUCCACCAUAACCCUCGUCACCAACGCUCCACCGCUCACAGUGGUACCAAGCCCUGCAAACACCGUAAACGCUCCAGUCAGUACUGACCUACCAAUUGCCACUGCUUCUGCUGAUGUUGCUGCUGAUAUUGCUAAAUACACCAGUAAAAUGAUGGAUGCAAUUAAAGGGACAAUGACUGAAAUCUACAAUGACCUGUCUAAAAACACUACUGGGAGCACCAUAGCUGAGAUCCGGCGAUUACGGAUCGAAAUUGAAAAGCUCCAAUGGCUUCACCAGCAGGAACUUGCUGAAAUGAAGCACAACCUAGAGCUAACAAUGGCAGAGAUGAGACAGAGCCUGGAGCAGGAGCGAGACCGGCUAAUAGCCGAAGUAAAGAAGCAGACGGAGUUAGAGAAACAGCAAGCCGUGGAUGAGACAAAAAAGAAACAGUGGUGCGCCAACUGUAAAAAGGAAGCCAUCUUUUAUUGCUGUUGGAAUACAAGUUACUGUGACUACCCUUGUCAGCAAGCCCAUUGGCCAGAGCACAUGAAAUCGUGCACCCAGUCAGCCACAGCCACACAGCAAGAGCCUGACCCCGAACUCAGCACCGAUAAAUCCGGGCAACCGACCUCGAGCAUCCAACCACAGUCAACUGAAACCAGCAGCACCCCAAAAGAAAAGGAGGGUGACAAAAGCAAAGAGAGUGUGACUAUAGCAACAGGUGUGCCAAGCUGCCAGCCUAUAAAACUGGUCCAGGUGUCGCAGACCACCACCUUUAUCCCAACUACUCAACCCACAAUUACCAUCCCGGUCGUGGUGAGUCCAACUGCUGGAACCAUGGCGGUGAGAACAGGGGUCCAAUAUGUUCAGACCACAAUGCCAGUUCAAGUGAGACGGGUGUAGCACGGAACCAACCCUGCCCUGCUUAUCGACCCUUUGGUUGGACUCUUGGCAUCAGUGGACAAAUAAUAGGCAACACUACAAUUCCAGCAUUGGCUGGGGGACUCCUGCAUCUGGCGGGAGUGGGGGGUCUCUAUCAAAGGAACCCAAUUCUAUGCGUGUAAAUAUUGUACAAUUGUGGAUGUCAUUUAAAUUCAAGCACCAAUUUUUUCUAUGGACCUUUAACUUAUGAACGUGGCUUCACAAGGCGAGUGGCAGGCUGCUGCAUCAUUUCCCAAUGAAUUGACUCUAUAUCCGCCACCUGCUGGAAAUAAACUGCUCCUACAGGCGGUGAGGGGGGGGGGAUGAAUGCCAGACGUCAAGAAUGAAAGCUGCCACACCGGGAAGCAAUGGUGGUUUUUACUCUACGUGAAACAGAGCGCUUACAUGAAUUGGAUUAUGGAUAUUAUGUGUGUAUGUGACUUUGACUAAUUGUACAUGGUGUUAUUAAUAUAAAUUUUACAGACCCCCCCUAAGAACGUUAAAAUGACGUUGACAAGCAAAGGACCUUGUUUUUCUAUAUAAAGGUGUCUCUCCGAACUUUAGGAAUCGGGAAUUGAUUCGCCCGCGAGCGCAUUUGGUCAUGUUCCAGAAUAAUGACAUUUCUAUAAAAGCAUGAGAGCAAAAUCCCAACGGAACCCGCGGAACCUCUGCCUGUUACAUUGGAUACUGUAUUCUGAUUCUGUACAAACUGCUCCAGUCACAGACCAUGUAUGUAUAUGAGACGAUUUAUUGUACAAUACCCAUCCAUUCCACAUCGCUGUACAUUGUAGUCAUGUUAUUUUCCUCCCAUUAUAUGUAAAGGAUCCCGUGUGUACAGCAGCCGGCUACACGGAAGCGCAGAGAAUUAAAUAACAAACAAAUGAGAAAGAGAACAGGAGAUGUGUUAUUGCCGACGCGUCGGGAGUCGCAUUAGCCGCGCUGGCCUUAUUUGUGAAGCAUAAUUGCUUUUAGCAUAUCCGAAGUAUUUUUUCACAUUUUCUUUGUAUAAAAUUUGUAUUAAAUCUAAUUUUUUUUCUUUUUUGA